Culicoides brevitarsis is the source of this 1013-nucleotide messenger RNA. RefSeq names its product tRNA-uridine aminocarboxypropyltransferase 1. The coding region runs from base 27 to 1013 and encodes 328 amino acids. Lineage: Eukaryota; Metazoa; Arthropoda; Insecta; Diptera; Ceratopogonidae. The record is from RefSeq and is a predicted model, not a curated record. Gene Ontology annotation, molecular function: tRNA-uridine aminocarboxypropyltransferase activity. The transcript is spliced from 2 exons. Gene Ontology annotation, biological process: tRNA modification. Gene Ontology annotation, cellular component: nucleus.
AGUGCGAAUCAAAACAAAAAACACACAUGGACUGUGUCUCCUUUGAAUAUUUUCAUCGAAAAAUGCAUCCAGCUCAAGUUGAAAACCGCGAAUAUCCCUUUACCGGGAUGAAAAUCGACGAUUCCAGCUUCCUAGAGACCGGAGAAAGUCGAUUUAUCUGUCGUCGUUGCUUUAAAUCCCGCAAAUAUUUUUGUUACAACUGCAACUUGGCACUGGAGGAACUUGCGGAUCGAAUUCCCAAAGUAAAACUCCCGAUAAAAGUCGACAUUAUCAAACACAAACGUGAAAUUGAGGGGAAAAGUACGUCGGUUCAUGCGGCAAUUCUCUCAGAUGACGUCCGAGUUUAUCUCCAUCCCGAUAUUCCGGAUUAUUCGCAGGAAAGUGGCGUUUUUCUCGUUUAUCCGUCGAGCACGAGCAUUAGUAUCAUGCACUUGUUGCAGGGACAGACCGAGUUGAAGUUGAAGGAGAAUUUUGGGUUGAGCAAGGACAAGUGCAUGGGAACGUUGUUGAGCAAAAAGUUGGAUGAAGUGAUAGCGGAUGAUGGAAAAACUGAGGAAAUGGAGCUGAAAGAGUAUAAAAGUGUCGAGGAGCUGCCGGUGAAGAAAAUUGUCUUUAUUGAUAGUACGUGGAAUCAAAGUAGGAGCAUUUAUACGGAUGAGAGGGUUAAGAGGCUUAAGACGAUUGUCAUUCAAACGCGUUUAUCGAAUUUCUGGCGACAUCAACGCGGCACCCCCCGCUGGUACUUAGCAACAAUUGAAGCCAUUCACCAAGUCUUGCUCGAACUUCACGUUUACGCCUUCGGACUUGAUCCCAACUACCGCGGAUUAGACAAACUCGAGGUUACUUUAGCAAAUCCGCCGAUGCGAAACCCAAAAGAAGACACAGACUCCGCUGUUCAGCCCUACAACGGUCAAUACGACAACUUACUCUUCUUUUUCCAACACAUGUACCAACUAAUUCACAGUUAUUACGACGUUUCCGAGCUCAAAGCUUACAAAAGGCCCACGGAGUAA